ACCCGAGAUCCGGAGCCUGUCAGUUGCUGUUCAGUUCCAGAUCUUGCCCUAGCCGCAGAUAAACAACCGGUCGUCUCGAGACGAUUGACUUUCGUCGUCCGUCGGGGUUUUGAAAUUUGAAUUCCAAAGUCUCGUGCCUUUUUUUUCUUUUGUGAGACCAAGGUCCGGUCUGUUUUGGUUUUUCGACAGAUUCGUCUCGUUCAAACCUGUACGAACCCGAUAAUCCUUGCUCGUAUCAAGGAUCGGUGCAGGUUAAGUAUUUACCAAUCCAUCGACGGUCAACGAGCCGGUGAAAGAAAUCAACAGAAAAACGAACGCGAAUUCGUACCAUGUCUGAAGCCACUUGACAUCGAAAUUCUUUGCUAACAGUUGAAAUCCGUAAGUGGUAUUUUUUUUUAAUUUUGGCGGAACGCCCCAACAAACUGGAAGUUAUGAGAAAAGCUCAGGAUCAUCGGCAUUCAGUUUUGAACCAUUCUCACAAGAAGCGUCGUACCGAGGAUAAUAGUAACAACAGCAAUUGUAGUAGUACAAUUGGCAGAAAAAGUUGCAUGGAAACAGAUGAUUUGGUGUUUAUAAUUGAGAACAUCAAGAGUCAAAUUUGAAGAUAACGAGAUAAACAACGAAAACGAUUUACGGCGACCCGGAUCUUAUCUAGAUUUUGUUUUAAUUUCUAGACUUUCAACAUCGUAUACAAAAUGGGAAAAAUGCUUCCUCUUAUAUCCAGCAUCAGAGCGAACUUGCUCGAGAGCGAGAUAAUCUGGAAGAAACCUCGACGAAUACGUGGACGCAGCAACAACAACAACAGUCCGUUGUCUUCUCGGAAGCGUCGGAAAAAUUCUACCUCCAAUACUGCAGCAACAGCCAACGGACACUCUAAACACUCGGACAGCAACGACGAAAACAUCAACGAUACUCACCAACAGGAGCUAAGGCUAACUUCGGGGCACGAAGACCCUGAGGAGGGAACCACUUCGACAAAUCCCGACGAAAUGGUGGCCGGUGCCGGGAUACAAAACUUUCACUCCGAGUACCGGAACGAUCCGGUAGUCCGGGAGCUGCGAAGAGUCCGGGAGUUGAAUGCUCGCAGCUACGCCAAUGACUAUUCGCACGUGUUUCGAACAAAAUCCCGGUGGGAUUUUGUCCGCAUCUCGUUUGUCAUCAUGGGCAUGGAGUUCGUCUACUCGGCCGAGACGGCAUUUGUGUCCCCAAUCCUGCUCGGAAUCGGCGUCGAGCAUCAACUGAUGACGCUGGUGUGGGCCAUAUCACCUUUAAUUGGCUUCUUUCUGGCACCGAUUCUCGGAACCAUUAGUGACCAUUGCAGAUCCUCGCUCGGGCGCCGCAGACCGGUUCUCAUCGGAUUGGCCGUCACGUUGGUACUCGGCUGCAUUCUGGUGCCGUACGGUGAGAACUUUGGCCACUGGUUCGGCGAUUUGGGGGAGAUUUUUCCGGAGGUCACAAGCGAUGAUUCCGGCGUUACCGAAAGUGCCCGAUCCAAUCGGACUAUUCCCCGUGCAUACGAAUUCUACGCGGUGGAUAAUCAGAUUAUGGAGCAUGAGAUGCACUAUAAAUGGGCCAUAUUCUUCACCAUUCUCGGAACGCUUCUGCUGGAUUUCAGUGCCGAUACGUGCCAAACACCGGCCAGGGCUUACCUGUUGGACGUCUGCUUACCAGAGGACCACGGUCGUGCGUGUGCAACCUUCUCGAUAAUGGCCGGAAUCGGAGGGUGCGUGGGAUAUCUGCUGGGCGGCAUCAACUGGGACAACACCACUUUCGGUGAACUGUUGGGUGGAAGCAUCAAAACUGUCUUCACCAUAGUGGCAGUAAUUUUCAUAAUAUGUUUGAUACUGACGACAACCAGCUUCCGGGAGAUUCCACUGCCACUGAUGGAAAAGGACGAACUGCUGAGACCGCUGACCGAAUCCAUCAUCCAGAAAGAGCGGAACAAGCUGAAUGAUAAAAUUUACUACAUCAAGGAUGUGAGCAAAACUUUCGCCCAGCAGCUACAAACAACGAUCGAUAAUCAGAACGGAUCGCCACCGCAGUUGAUAAGUAAUGCGCUUUCGGAGGUAGAGAAAGGAGCAAAUGGGCACACAUCAAGCGAUGAGCUUGUGAACGUUGAGGAAGAGGAGAAAUCAACUACUUUGGUAGAUUUCCUCAAGAGCAUCUUCAUGAUGCCAAAAUCUAUAGCUUUGUUGUGCUUGACGAAUCUUCUGUGUUGGAUGGGGCACUUGAGCUUCUGUCUGUACUUUACGGACUUUGUCGGAGAAGAGGUUUUCAAGGGUAAUCCAGCUGCUGCAUCAAUAUCCGAAGAUUACCAGAACUACUUGCACGGAGUUCGGUACGGUUGUUUUGGGCUAGCAAUCUACUCUUUGGCCUGUUCCGGAUAUUCGUUCAUCAUCGAAAAGCUGAUCAAAGUGCUGAGAGCUCGAAUCGUGUAUUGUGGAGGUCUGUUGAUCGACGCCAUCGGCAUGUACUGUAUGGCAAUUUGGCCAAACAAGAUCACCGUGUUUGUCUUCAGCGGAACUGGUGGAAUCGUUUACGCUCUACUCUUUACGAUGCCUUUCCUGCUUUUAGGACAGUACCACGCAAAGGGACAGUUCAAAUCUCACAAACCUGGCCGACCGGAAGUACCAGAGAAAAAGCGAGGUUUGGCCAUGGAUAUUGCCGUCGUUGGAGGAAUGAUCUUCGUUGCACAAAUCAUCGUAUCACUCGGAAUUGGUUUCGUCAUUACGCUCCUCGGGACCACCGCGGCAGUUAUUUAUGCAGCAGGAACAUUCAGCUUUCUGGCAGCCAUUGCUGCCACUCAAGUUGUCUACAUGGAUUUGUAAAUGGCAACAAAACGCGGCCAGGACCACCAUCUCACUACUAAGAUUGCUCAAUCGUAGAAAUUCUAGUCGAUCACCGGUUGAUCGGAAAGUGAACUUCAGAUUGCCUUAAAAUGCGUUUUUCAUGCAUUUGUUUAUAUUGUAGUAAAGUAACUAAAUUAUAAUGAUGGAAGCAUUUUACGUUCUACAUAAUAUUAUGUGAUAAAGACUAGUUAAAACUUCGUGUGAAGGUUUAAGGUCACCUCAUAGAUUAAUCCAAUCAUAUAACAUAGGUUUUAAUAGAAUAUAAAUUGAAAUACUGUUAAUUAUGAAGCAUGUUUAAUAAAAUAACCAAUCAAAGAGAAAUCUAU
Messenger RNA from Uranotaenia lowii, 3175 nucleotides. RefSeq names its product proton-associated sugar transporter A-like. Gene Ontology annotation, molecular function: sucrose:proton symporter activity. Gene Ontology annotation, biological process: transmembrane transport. Bases 696 to 2828 code for a protein of 710 amino acids. The record is from RefSeq and is a predicted model, not a curated record. Lineage: Eukaryota; Metazoa; Arthropoda; Insecta; Diptera; Culicidae. Gene Ontology annotation, cellular component: membrane. The transcript has 7 exons.